Propithecus coquereli (Coquerel's sifaka) is the source of this 1347-nucleotide messenger RNA. RefSeq names its product zinc finger protein 398-like. Gene Ontology annotation, molecular function: DNA-binding transcription factor activity; RNA polymerase II cis-regulatory region sequence-specific DNA binding. Gene Ontology annotation, biological process: regulation of transcription by RNA polymerase II. The record is from RefSeq and is a predicted model, not a curated record. Lineage: Eukaryota; Metazoa; Chordata; Mammalia; Primates; Indriidae.
AUGGCUGAGGCGGCCGCAGCUCCGGACUGGCAUAUGGGGACGGACCUCCAACGAGAGGCCCAGAUCCAGGCCACUGAGAUCUCCCUUCUGGCCAUCUUGGCUGCUGUUCAGGCUGUGGAGAAGAAGAUGGAGUCUCAGGCUAUCCGACUCCAACGCACAGGGACAGCAGAGAAGAAGCUGGCCGACUGCGAGAAGACGGCCGUGGAGUUCGGGAACCAGCUGGAGGGCAAGUGGGCCGUGCUGGGGACCCUGCUGCAGGAGUACGGGCUGCUGCGGCGGCGGCUGGAGAACUUAGAGAACCUGCUGCGCAACAGGAACUUCUGGGUCCUGCGGCUCCCCUCGGGCAGCAAGGGGGAUGCCCCCAAGGUGCCGGGGGCUCCUGAAGAUGCAGCGGUACAUUGCUCAGAGCAGCAGGGACACGCCCUGGAGAAGGAGUUCUGCACGGACGCCGUGAAGGGGAACCACGAGGCCCUGCGCUCCCUGGGCUGUGCCACCACCAAGCCAGAGCUCCUGACUGCAGCGGAGAGAGGAGAGGAGGUGAGCAGCCACAGCCUGCCCAGCGCAGACGGGGGCCAGGGCCCUGGCACUGGAACAGGCCAGCUGGUCUCUCCCCCAGGGAUUCUGCCCUGGCUCAAGCAAGAGGAAGAGGUGUGUAGGCAGAACCAGCAGGGCCCCCAGGAGACCAUCACUGCACACCUGCGCUCAGAGCCCUGGCUGGUCAGCAAAGAGAAGAGUCUGGAUGAAGAGUCCGAGGUGCAGGAGCCAGCCUGGGUAGCUGAAGGGGGACCUGGAGAGGAGGGCUUGGAGGGGGCUACCUGUGGGGAUCUGCCUCCUGUCCCCCGGGAGAGAGAAGUGACUUCCAUCCCUCCAAGCCCCCAGAACCUGGCUGUACCAGAUGCUGAGGGCACGGGGUGGUGCCCACCCUGCGCCAAAGGUGGCCAGAGCUCUGGCUGGAAGGAGCACUGUCCCCAAAGCUUCGCACAGCAGGCCACGCUCGCCAGCCAUCACCGUGUGCAUGCGGCUGAGCGCACCUACACCUGCAGCCAAGCACUGUCCACGCUGCUGGAGCACCAGCGCACACACACCGGCGAGAAGCCCUUCCAGUGCGCGCAGUGCGACAAGCGCUUCACGCGCCUGGCCAACCUGACUGUGCACCAGAGCGCGCACUCGGGCGAACGUGGCUUCCAGUGCUCCCAGUGUGGCAAGCGCUUCGUGCAGAAGCCCAGCUUCUUGCAGCACCUGCGCGGCCACUCGCAGGAGAAGGACUGUCCCUGUGGCCAGUGUGGAGAGAGCUUCAUCUGUCCCUCCUGGCUUGUGCGCCACCAGGGCAGCCACGCCACCCCCUGA